Hyalella azteca is the source of this 5713-nucleotide messenger RNA. Its product is annotated as pyridoxal-dependent decarboxylase domain-containing protein 1. Gene Ontology annotation, molecular function: carbon-carbon lyase activity; pyridoxal phosphate binding. Gene Ontology annotation, cellular component: intracellular membrane-bounded organelle. The transcript is spliced from 14 exons. NCBI's taxonomy places the organism in Eukaryota, Metazoa, Arthropoda, Malacostraca, Amphipoda, Hyalellidae. Gene Ontology annotation, biological process: carboxylic acid metabolic process. Bases 235 to 2607 code for a protein of 790 amino acids. The record is from RefSeq and is a predicted model, not a curated record.
UUGUCAAGAUUUAAUUGAGACUGAUUAAUAUAACUUCAGUUAUUUACUUGUGUUGUCUUAGAGUAAGAAAAAUAUACAGCAUUUUUAAAUGAUACUAUCAAUAUAUCAACUAUCAAGUGACUGAAACCCUUAUUAAACUCUCUUAAAAAGGCCUCAUUAAUUUAAAAGAAAUUGAUUUGGAAUUUUUCAAUUUAUUUUAUUUAUUUACAUUUUCUUUACAUACAUUAAGAAGCUAUGAGUGUUGUUGAGGGUAUAACUGAUCAAGCAGAAGAAGCCAUCACUGAAGCUGCUGUGGCAGACAAUGUGCCUGAUGAAGAGGUCCAAGAGGAUAAUGUUGAAGGGAACAUCCAAGAAGAAGAUUUACAUGUCCAAGAAACAGAUGAGGAGGAGGAAGAAAGUGCAUUUGAUGUGCUAGCUAAAUUUAGUAAGGAGUUCCUAGAUGUACUUGGUCAUGCAAAUGAGCCAUUGUCUGAAGAUGAGAGGAAGUGCAAGCCCCUAGCUACCACCCCCAGACAUUAUUCUGAUGUACUGCGCCUCCUCCAGGACCUGAUACAGUAUGACCAAUCUGAGCCUGACAUCACUUACAGUAUUGAAUUACCUGAUACCAUCAGCCGCAUCAGUAUUACAAGCCACAUCUUAUCAGCUGCACUCACCACUCUUCAUCCUCAACAACUGCGUCGCCUUGCAACACGUCUCCUCUCGGACACUUCUCUUUGGGUCACUCGUCUCUUCAGAAAAUUUGAAAGUGCCACAUGCAUCACUGAAGACCAACGUGAGGGUGUUGUGCGAGUUGGCCGCAUGUUGCUUCACAGCAAAUAUCCUCGCUAUGCAACAGACGGGCACCUCACCCUAUAUGCUCGACCUCCCUUAAUCUAUGUGGCUGCAACAGCUCAUUCCAGUCUGCCCAUGCAUCUUGCCACUGCUUUGGGCCUGGGAGGUGGGAGUGUGCGGGUAGUGCCAUGCAAUACUGUGGUUGGCUCUCCUGUAGCUAUGGAUACUGCUGCCCUGGACCGCAUGCUUGCUGCGGACCUUGCUGCUCAGAAGAAACCAUUAAUGGUUAUCGCCAAUGUUGGUGGUGGCGUGCUAGGCGGUGUUGACAAUGUCACCAGGAUCCAGGAGGUGUGUCAGAGUCACGAUGUUUGGCUGCACGUGGAAGGCCACAAUCUCGCUGCUCUCACUCUUCCCAACUCACCAAAUCUGCCUGCAAGUGUAGGAGACAGCAUGAUGCUGCCCCUGGGUACGUGGCUGGGGGUGCCGGGUCUGCCAUUUGUGACGGUGUACCGCGUGCUGGAGGAUCGUUGUGUCCACGCAGCAGGCCUCACUGCACUUAACAUGCAUGUCAGAGUGGACACGCUGCAGCUCUGGAUUACUCUCAUGAGCCUGGGCAGCAGCGGUGUUUCAGGACGCAUUCGGCUAGCGUUUGAGCUGGGCCAGCAACUGCAGCACUACCUCGCUGACGUGCCACGGGUGCGACUGCUGAGCCCUCGUCCCGCUGACAGCGCCCCUCAUGUCACCAUCGCUGACCUCAUCAGCCGUCCCUCCAGCACUGCACAAUUGCUGGAGACUGUGUGCGGAACUGUAGUCUUCCAGUACGUGCCUGAUGGUCUCGAGGACGGCAAGAAUUCCGAGUAUUACGACAACCUCAACUCUUGGCUGUGUCAAGUGGUCCGCCGGGAGGUGGGCGGCUACAUCCCCCUGGAGCUGGUCUCCAUUGAAGGCGCUGGCUACGUCCUCCGCUGGUCGCCGCUAGAAGGGCCCUUCACUCACCACCUCUCGCCGCCUGCCCUCGAGGAGCUCAUUCAGUGCCUCGACCAGCAGAUUGAUAUCCUGAAUGCGACGGUAAAGCAACGCGAGGUCUUCAAUGAGCUUGUGGGGCAGUCUGAAAACCUGCAGCUUGCGGAGAUCCCGCAAUGGGCGGGCCUUGGGGGGGUGCGCUACAUUCCUGACGUGUGGCUCGCUCAGGGCGCGCUGCCAGACUCUGCUAAGGAAGACGUCAACUUCCUCAACUCGCACCUCGUCGAGCAGCUCAAGACCACUGACUCGGCUUUCUCGCUCGGCGAAGGGAGCGACGGUAUGAACUGCGUGCGCUUUGGCAUGGUCACUGAGGAGACGGAUCUUCAAGAGCUUCUCGCCCUCGUGUACAAUACGGGCAAAGAGAUUGAGUCCUCAUCCAAAUUUAUUGAGCAAAUGACCCAGGUUGUCAAAAAAGGCAUUGAGGCAGCUACGGAAGACCUCCGCCGUGAGAACGAGGAGAAGAUUUGGCAGGAAGGGCUGCUGCGCCACGUGCCCCUCGUGGGCUCCGUUUACAACUGGCUGUCCCCGCCCCCCCAGCAGGGAGUGCGGGGCCGCACCCUCGACCUCAAUGCGGGCGUGCUCGAGAGCACUGAGAACAUCUACAAGUACCACAUGCAGAUCCGUCACGGUGAGGCCGCUGCAGCGCACGGUGAUGCCAAACUCCCGCCUGCGCCGUCCGUACAGACGACCGUCUCGCCUGCACCCUCCUCGCCCUCGCACUCGCGCACCUCGUCUGCGUCAUCGCGCCCCGCUCCUCCUGCGCCAGCCAGCAUCGUCACCUCCGCUGCCAAGACUGAGCCCGUCGCUGGAUAAAUUUCGUCUACAGUCUGAUGAAUUUGAUUCAAAGUUUGCUUAAUUUGAUCAAUGGUCUGCUGAAUUUUAUCCAUUGCUGGGUAAGACACCUUCGAGGAUGUAAGGAUAUAUCCUGAGUCUAGUGCAACUUCCAUAUUUAAGCUGGACUGGCACGAGACUGCAGCUUCUGAAGUUUAUCUUCAUCUUGAUUCCUGUUGCUUUUAAGCUCAUCAUUCGAAAUACAAUGUGUUAAUAAUAUUUACGGUUUGUGUUAUGAAGGCAUUAUUGUUAUUGUUUGUGUUUUAUUUUUGUGUACCACUCUUAGUCUUUCUUGUAGCAGCUUUAAUCUGUGUAAUGCCUCGGUUGUGGGUUUUCCAGUAACUCCGUCGUAUCAUCUCGCAUGCCGCCAUUUCCUUCACUACUUUUCUUAUUGCUAUAACUCGACGCUUUUUGCCUACAUUCGAAGCCUUAUCACAUCGCACAUAGAUUGUAGGUCUGUUUCUCCUAAAUAAUACCUCUACUGCUGCCACAAAAACUACUUUAUCCACCAACUAGUCUUUUCACGUCGCCUAAGCAUUCGUACGUUCACCUAGUCUUUUCCUUCAGGUUACCGAGAUCCUUCUAUUGGUCAUUUAUUCCUGCCUUCAAGCUAAUUCGUGCCCCGCUUCUUUAUGCAUACUUUUCCCGCAACUUUCAGCGAACUUUGAUGGAUUAAUCAACUCUUCAUUUUGGUGUCUGUGGUGGGAAUUAUGUUGUCCGAAGUUCAGUUUUGAAAAAAAACUUGAUUAUUCUUGUAUAGAUUGUGAGGGUCUUGUUACUUUACUGCUCACUUCACGUAUUACGGACCGGUAUUAUAAAGAAGCUACUCUUGGCUCAACUUCCCUCCGAUUAUAAACGCGGGGAAGUCAUUACUUGUUGCGCUGCCUUGUGUAAAUAGUGCGGGUAAUCCCUGCAGCGUGCACCGCACGACAUCUUGUCAAGUUUUCACCAAGUGCAUUCACUUCACCUUAAACGCUUGUUUUUUUUUUUUUAAUUAUAUAAGUAUGCUAACUUAUAUCAAGUAUAUCUGCUACCAUGUAUGCUAUUGUUGUGAUGAAUUUGUUGGUGUUUAAUUUCUUUUGAUAAUAUGCUAUAAAUUAUUAUUUUCGAUAUCGAGGAGACUAAAAUCGGUGGAAAGGAGUUAUCUAAAAAUACUUUUUUUAUCAUUUCGUGUUAUAUUAAUAUUUCAGCGAUAAUUUUUAUUUAUUGGCCGUCACUGAAAUUCCGCUUAUGUACUUCCACUUCUGUUGAAUCUUGUCAUAAGAAAUUUAGCUUCAUCUUGCUUCAAUUGUCUUCAGAUCUUCGUUUUUCCAUCUGAGUAAUUUAUUUAUGGAGGAAAAAUGUGCGUUGGCUUGAACCCAAAGCAAACCCUGGGCAUUUGAUGCAACUAUUAACAUUCCUUUGUCUUGUGUGGCUGUGGUGUUUCGUGUUACAUUUCUGCCUUGUUUUUGUCGGUUUGUUGUUAAAAUAAUUUUGUGUAUUUAUGUUCUCUAUUGCUUACCUUUUCACUUGAAAGGGCGAUGUAGAAAAUCUUGCAUCACCGUCUCUGUAGAAGGGCACAAUAUGAUAAAAAUGUUCGGUUUUUAGAGCUCACUUGAUACCGAUCUAUUCCUUAAAAAAUGUAAGUAAGACCCUAAUCAUUUAUUACACCCAAAUUUGAAUUAAUUUCUUUUCCAUGAAUAGUGCUAGUGCGCUGGCUCGUGAAAUUAUUUACCAAACACAAGACUCUAUUGCAUGUGCAAGGAGUGAGUACAAUACUCAUGACGCUCUGGUUCCUUGAAGUUUACAGCACAAUGUAUAGCAUAAUUGUUCCUUGGUGAUAUGGACAGUGAAAUGGUGUCGCACACACAGUUCAAUUAUAUGUAGAAGGCCGUCAGAGAAUAAAUCGUUCGAGUCAACACUAUCCAGUUUGCUUGUAUGUGUGGCAUCACUCCAUUGAAUUCCUCAACUGUGGCAACUCAGAUACUUCUUUUCGGUGCUGAAGGAAUAAAGGCCGAUUUGGCGUAAUCUGGAGCUUUUUUCAUCUUCAAUGUAGCUUCAAUACGUAAUUUUAUUUCUUCAUUUCUAGUAUUUCUUCUUACGUAUAUGAUACUUUUAAGAGAAGAAUUUACGUAAUUAUUUUCCUAGCAUUUCUCUGAAUUUCACCUCCCGAGUAAUUUUUUUAGUACCCGGUGUUGCUUAAUUGAAUUUCCAUCCUCUCAUUCGGGUGUGAGUAAUGAGACUUUGUUUUCUAUUUUUAAUAUCACCAUUGCCCUGCUUUGUUAGCAAUAAUAUAUCUAUUAUGAAACCAUUCUGUAAUUUCUCUUAUUAUCUGAUUGAAAUGAUGCUUAUACUAUUUACUUGCUGAGUGCAAACUUUUCAUUUUUUCAAGGUUUCAUUUUUUGCGUGUUAUCACCUUCAUCUCCAUUAAAUUUCUAAACAGAACAUUUCGAUUCUGAUUUCACUUUUCACACGUUCGGUAUUUUUAUAUUUAUUGCAAAACGAUGUUUAUCUUCAUCAUUUAAUUUGUUAAACGUUUGUAACCUAAUUUCCAUGCCACGCUCCCAAAGUAGGCUGUUGUAGAAUUUGCCCCGACCAGUGCGUGCUGUAGUGCUGUUGCUGCUGACAGGUUAAGGAUAAUUCUAGCGGAGAGCGUCAAAACCCUAGUGCCUCGGAAGAAAACUUUGAUUUUGUGUUGCUUAGCGUUUUCAUUAACCAUAAUAUUUUGUUUCCGUACAAAAGUUAAUUAGCUGAUUUUCCGAGAUAAAUAUAAACUUAAUCGUAUCAAAUCCAUCAUGUGCUCUAGAUAUUCAAGGCAUUAUUUCCCGCACAAAAUGUUCGCUUGCGCAGUGUGCGACAUAACAGGACCUUCACCUGGGGAUGGCCCCCACCCCCAGUCAUCUACGCAAUGAUUGCAAUUUUCUUCACGAAUUUUCUGCGUGAGAGUUCAGGUGUUGUGAUUCUGUAUAAUGUCAAAUAGUUAUAAUCUUCGCACAAUUUAUGUAUCUGAAUUUUUUUGGCAUUUAUUAAGUUGAAGAGAAUAAAAACCACAUCAUUAAAAUUUAAACCCUGCAUUAUUAUGUUGCUGAUGAAAUUCAUUGCGUUAUUC